This is a messenger RNA of Lagopus leucura (white-tailed ptarmigan), 435 nucleotides long. RefSeq names its product ranBP2-like and GRIP domain-containing protein 3. The record is from RefSeq and is a predicted model, not a curated record. The transcript is spliced from 3 exons. Lineage: Eukaryota; Metazoa; Chordata; Aves; Galliformes; Phasianidae. The annotation marks the transcript as partial.
CUUGGCUUGCAGUGGAAUUCUAUGUCAGCGUUAUUCCCGCUGCGCAAAGUAUUAAAACAGCUUUUUCACUUGCCACAAGAAACAUCAAGGCUUGAAACAGAUGCUCCUGAAUCCAUCUGCCUGCUGGACCUGGAAGUUUUUUUACUAGGAAUGGUGUUCACCAGCAACUUACAAUUGCAAGAGAAGUUUAAUACUCACUACGGCACACAUCAACCUCCAUUCUUACCAUUGCUGCUGUGCAAACAGUACUAUACUGAGAAGCAGAGAUCCUGGUGGGAUGCAGUUCGUACUCUGAUGCAGAAAAAAACAACGCCAGACUCAGCAACAAGACUGAAGCUUCUUGUACAGCAUGGAUUAAGUACCCUGCGAGCCCAGGAGAAACACGGCCUUCAGCCUGCCUUAAUUAUCCACUGGGCAAGAAGCCUGCAAAAAACA